AGUUGGCUACCUUGAGCAAAGUACAUCGAGGCGGGAGGGGUUUGCCUUCACGGUUAAAGGUUAACCAAGACAGCCGCUGUUGUGCGGGAUUUGGAGUGGUUAUGUAGGAAUUGUUUUUAAACGUGGAUUUCAACUCUCAGAAUAAGUGAACUGCAUUGGCCUACUGUACCUGGCACACAUCGAUGGGUAACACUACCAGCGAAAGAGGUCACGGUCACGGUCAUGGAGGGGGCCAUGGGGAGAGACACCGUGACAGCUCGAAAGGGAAGGAGGAACAUCGUUCCAGCAUCCUGAUGGACAGCAACGAGGACACAGAUUUGUUUCAUGCAGAUGAUCCUAAAGGUCCUGAGGCACAUGAGUUUCUUGCGUGGCAAAAAGAUCAGGAGUCAGACAUGAAAAACCCAUCCCAGAAUCGGCCAACUAUGUUCCGGUGGACAGGUGGAGGGAAGGAGGUCUACCUUUCUGGUUCAUUCAACAACUGGGCCACCAAGAUCCCUCUCUCUCGCAGCCAGCACAACUUUGUAGCAGUUCUUGACCUACCAGAGGGGGAGCAUCAGUACAGAUACUGCGUGGAUGGGCAGUGGGCCUGGGACCCAGCAGAGCCUAUGACAGUCGGCAAAGCAGGUACUAUGAAUAAUGUGAUCAGGGUGAAAAAGACAGACUUCGAAGUGUUUGAUGCCCUCAAAACUGACUCUGAAAAGUGUGCUGAUAUGUCAGAGCUCUCUAGCUCCCCUCCAGGGCCAUACCACCAGGACCCCUACACUGUGCGGCCCGAUGAGAGACUCCGGUCUCCCCCCAUUCUGCCCCCACACCUGCUGCAGGUCCUACUCAACAAGGACACCGGUGUGUCUUGUGACCCAGCUCUGCUCCCUGAGCCCAACCAUGUGAUGCUAAAUCAUCUGUAUGCACUCUCCAUUAAGGAUGGCGUGAUUGUUCUUAGUGCAACUCAUCGUUACCAAAAGAAAUAUGUCACUACUUUACUCUACAAACCCACAUAACAAGGCACACCCAAAUAUGUCUGUCUAUGUGAGUGAAUGUGUCUGUGUAUGUUAUUAUUAGGCACAUGCCUUAUUAUCUGAGUCAGCUGUGGGAAUUCCCACAACAACCCUGGAGUAGGUGGAGAACAACAGUAGGGAUUCAGGUGUUGGAGAAAUUGGGGAUACAAGUGAGCUUUUUCUCAUGUACAGUUUAUGACGUGUGUGUGUGUGUGUGUGUGUGUGUGUAAAAGGCAAAAAAGUCCAAGACAGUCCAAGACUCAUUCCCUAUGCGUAGAUUGGAUUAAUCUCUUAUCUGUAGGGUUUGUUGUGUGUUAACACAUAGAGCAGUGCAGCUGGCAAUUACCGUUGUCUUGUUUCAUAAACUGGCCCUCUUCUGUAAUCAUCAUUUUUUUAUUAGAAUUUAAUUCUGAGUACACCAUACUCUGACUGUGAAAUGUUACACCAGUCUGUGCACAGUGUACUUGAGUCUGUUUUGAGACCUUAAUGUUUUUGAAUGAAGAUAAAGGUAUAAUAUAAUACAAUUAAAUAUAUGAAAUAUAUGUACAUUUUAA
Molecule: messenger RNA, 1549 nt
Organism: Alosa sapidissima (American shad)
Lineage: Eukaryota; Metazoa; Chordata; Actinopteri; Clupeiformes; Clupeidae
Gene: prkab1b
Product: protein kinase, AMP-activated, beta 1 non-catalytic subunit, b
Exons: 8
Coding region: 183-998 (271 amino acids)
Biological process (GO): signal transduction
Cellular component (GO): nucleus; nucleotide-activated protein kinase complex; cytoplasm
Molecular function (GO): protein kinase binding
Source: RefSeq, a predicted model, not a curated record